Papaver somniferum (opium poppy) is the source of this 678-nucleotide messenger RNA. RefSeq names its product chromosome transmission fidelity protein 8 homolog. The record is from RefSeq and is a predicted model, not a curated record. Gene Ontology annotation, cellular component: Ctf18 RFC-like complex. NCBI's taxonomy places the organism in Eukaryota, Viridiplantae, Streptophyta, Magnoliopsida, Ranunculales, Papaveraceae. Gene Ontology annotation, biological process: mitotic sister chromatid cohesion. The coding region runs from base 53 to 505 and encodes 150 amino acids. The transcript is spliced from 3 exons.
AACCCUUGUUUUCAUUUUAUUUCCUCUUGGAGAAAAAAAAAUUAAUCUAAAAAUGAAGAUCGAAGUGAAAUGCAGUUGUGGUGAUGGAAAUUGUCCGGAAUGGGCAAUCGUAGAAAUACAAGGCAUGAUUGAAGUUCAACCGUGUUUCAAAGAUCGUAUACAAAACCUUGAAAUCGGUAUCCUUUGUCGUACUUCCUCGGAGGAGAAUUAUACUUUCACUGUUGGAUACCAUGAAUUAUCAGGAACAAAGAUGAAAUUGAAGAAACCAUAUUUGAUAUUGAAGAAGAAGAGAACUAUUUUUGAAUCAAUUCCAGACGAUGAUGAAGAAGAAGAUAUUAGUAAGGCUAAUUCUCCGAAGACAGAGACUGAAUUGGAAGUAAUUGGGAUUAUUCGGCAUCGUAUUCUCUUCAAAACCAGACCCAAACCCCUAAUUUCAAAACCGCAAGUAGUGGUAAAUGAAAAAAAGAGUGGUCCGAGAACAGUUGCAGUGCCCAUGGUUGAAUAAAACUUCUCAUCACAUUUCUUAUUUCUGUUAAUUUCUGCCUUUUACUUGAAAUUUCUUUGUUAUGAGUCUUAUGACCAGAAUACUUGAUUUGUUUCAAUCUCUGCUCUGGUUUUAAACAUGUAAUUGUGUCAUGGGAAUAAAAACUACUGGAGAUUGGGUGGUCAUGAAUGUGA